Molecule: messenger RNA, 2066 nt
Organism: Bolinopsis microptera
Lineage: Eukaryota; Metazoa; Ctenophora; Tentaculata; Lobata; Bolinopsidae
Product: F-box/LRR-repeat protein fbxl-1-like
Exons: 9
Coding region: 264-1505 (413 amino acids)
Biological process (GO): SCF-dependent proteasomal ubiquitin-dependent protein catabolic process
Cellular component (GO): SCF ubiquitin ligase complex
Molecular function (GO): protein binding
Source: RefSeq, a predicted model, not a curated record
AGCUAUUACAUGGAACUCGGAUAUACUACCAACUUCUCACACUGAACUGUAAUACUCUUCCCCCUCUCAGCUGCUCUCAACAACUCUCCUGAUAUGAACUAACCAAAACAACCCUCUUCUAACACCACUAUUCCUCACUGAGGACUCCUCAAACUCCUCAUUAGCUCACUAUAUCUCCUCCACUUCCACCCCAUCUCCACCUAACACCCCACCCACACCACCACUGGUGGGGCCACCACCCCACAGCUCCCCACCCGCAUGCUAUGGAGUGGGUACCUGAGGAGGUUAAGAUACACAUCCUCUCCUACCUUCCCCUCUCUGAUCUCUGUCAGGUCACUCUCCUGUCUCGAUACUGGCACUUCCUCGCUCUUGAUCACUCAUUGUGGAGGUACGUCCCGACUAAUGAGCGAACUACAGACGAGACAUUGUACAAGAUUAUGGAGAAACACUGUUUCAUGACUCAUUUUAACUAUGACAACAGUAGUGAAAUAACGGAGACAGGAUUAUCUAGAGUCUUUGUUCAGUGCGGAAAGACGCUCACUCACAUCUACCUGGUUUACUGUGAUGUUUUAUCGUCAGACCUGAUCAGUGUAAUAGUGGACUACUGCGUGUCGCUUGUUCACCUUGACAUCAGUGCUAACCCCUGUGUUGAUGAUGCCACGAUGUGUCAGCUGGCUAACUGCCUGAAUCUCUCGUCUCUGAACAUUGCUAACUGUGACCGGGUCACUGACGGAGGGCUGGAGAUGUUAAUCAGUCAGCGGCCCCUGAGGAAGCUGAACGCUAGUUACCUCCUGGACGUCAGGCUCAGAACUAUAGAGAACCUCAUCAGCUUCUGUCCUCAAACUCUUCACACUCUUUAUCUAGAUGGAGGCAAUCUCCGUGACGAGGACGUUGCAAAGAUAGGACAGUUAUCUGCGCUUAUGUCGUUAGAGAUUCAGUACUGCGAUGAGAUAUCAGACACGGGCGUGGCGGCGUUAUCUCAACUCUCUAAUUUACGUGCGCUCCGAUUGUACAGGAGUUUUAACUUGACAAGUUUGUGCGUUAGUCAGCUAGCUGUCAAACUACACUUCCUUACUGACCUCCUCUUAAGUGACUGUUCUGAGGUUGACGACAGAGGGUUAGUUUCAAUAGGCCGACACUGUUCCAACCUGCGUGAUCUGGAACUAACACAGUCGUACUGCCAGACACUCACAGAUGUGGGACUUAGUGCUGUGCUGGUGGGCUGCCCUCGACUCCAGCGUCUAGUCUUGAAGGGACUCAAGGGGGUCCGGACUUUUAUUACUCUAGUACCAGUGCUCGAAAGAAGAUGUCUGAGGUUCCUGCAUCUGGGGGGUUGUCAGAACAUACCAGUGGUGCUGCUAGAAGCAGUAGCUGCCUUCUGUCCUGAUGUUCAGAUAUUCGGCCACUACGCUAACAAGGUCAAGAAGUCUGACUUUGUAAUGGACUGUCUGAGAAAAACUGCUCAAGAUGAGGAGAGUAGCUCUGAAGAUAAGGACUGUGGAUGAACGGUUGAGUUUGUGUAAGGAGCAAUAAGAUGCUGUAAAAUGAUACUAAAGGGUAUGAUAGGAUGUGUAUUAAAGUAUUAGCGCAGUGAAGCAAGGGACGCUGCAUGUGCUAAUAUUACUUGACGACAUUAAUUAAAUACAAUGGUUACUACGCACUUUUUCUGGGACUAAGCUUUUUUUUCGGUUGUAUAUAAAUUUACGCAUGUUAAAUAAAAAGUAUUUUGUAUUAUUUUUACCGAAUUUCAAUUUAUUUGAUAGUAUAUUUGAUGGUGUAAAGAAGUCGGUUUGGGUUAAAACUGGUUCAUAUUUUAAUCAUUGUUAUUCUGGAUAAUAUAUUUUUAUGUAAUUUUUUAUCGCGAUCGGUUGGCGUACACAGUUCUGUGACCCUAUAAGUAUAUUUUGAAAGUGUACUUUGAGAAGUGCACAUGAUGUUGCGUCCUUUCUGACGGGUUGUGAAAACUUUCCAGUUUCCUGUUCGUUAUUUUGCUAUUUUAGCAUCACUUAUAGUGGCACAGUCUGUGGUAUAGGGAUUGUUCAUAUUUAUACGUAAGCUUGCUUUAA